Molecule: messenger RNA, 3418 nt
Organism: Dromaius novaehollandiae (emu)
Lineage: Eukaryota; Metazoa; Chordata; Aves; Casuariiformes; Dromaiidae
Product: transmembrane emp24 domain-containing protein 7
Exons: 3
Coding region: 1-657 (218 amino acids)
Biological process (GO): Golgi organization; intracellular protein transport; endoplasmic reticulum to Golgi vesicle-mediated transport
Cellular component (GO): Golgi apparatus; endoplasmic reticulum-Golgi intermediate compartment; endoplasmic reticulum
Source: RefSeq, a predicted model, not a curated record
AUGCCGCUGCGGGGCCGCGGCGCCGCGGCGCCCUGGGGGCGGCUGGCGCUGCCGCUGCUGCUGGCGGCCUGCGCCGCCCGCGCCUCCGAGAUCACCUUCGAGCUGCCCGACAACGCCAAGCAGUGCUUCUACGAGGAGAUCGCCCAGGGCACCAAGUGCACCCUCGAGUUCCAGGUGAUCACUGGAGGUCAUUAUGAUGUUGACUGUCGGUUGGAAGAUCCUGAUGGCAUUGUAUUGUACAAAGAGAUGAAGAAGCAAUAUGAUAGUUUCACGUUUACAGCAUCCAGAAACGGAACAUACAAAUUCUGCUUCAGCAAUGAAUUCUCUACUUUCACACACAAAACUGUGUACUUCGAUUUCCAGGUUGGAGAAGAUCCUCCACUGUUUCCUAGUGAAAACAGAGUAACUGCGCUUACCCAGAUGGAGUCUGCCUGUGUUUCAAUUCAUGAAGCUUUGAAGUCAGUCAUCGAUUAUCAGACUCAUUUCCGGUUGAGAGAAGCACAAGGCCGCAGCAGAGCAGAGGAUUUAAACACAAGAGUAGCCUAUUGGUCAAUAGGAGAAGCAAUCAUUCUUCUUGUAGUUAGUAUUGGGCAGGUAUUUCUCCUCAAAAGCUUCUUCUCAGAUAAAAGAACCACCACAACCCGUGUUGGAUCAUAACUGGCAGUGAUAAUGCUUCAGGUCAUUGUGUGCUAUUCAUCUGUAAAAUUACUGUUCUCCAAUUAAUUGUAGGUACAGAGGAACUAAAUAUGUGCAACAUUUAAAUGUGUCUACCCCUCCUCAUCCAUUAAAAUCACAAAACAUGACCCCUAAAAUAUAGAAGGAACUCCCAAUUUGAAGUAUAAAGAAAACAUUAAGUUAGUGUUUUCUGAUGCUUGUAUUAAAUAUCUGGGAGUGACCAGCCUUUCUUUAUUUCUACUGAUUUUAAUCCAAACUGAGUUUGACUUUACCAGUAAGAUUACCUGUGUGCGGUAUAAUGCUUUAAAAGAACCCAAUAAUCUAGUGUCUGAUAUGAAAGACAAUACAUAUGAAAAACUGAUUCAAUUUUAAUUUUCAGGCUGAAUGUAUUGGAUUAUAAACAAGCAAAUGUGAUGAACUGUAGUUGCAGAAUGUUUUAUUGCACUGUUUUGAUUUGCUGUAACAAAAAAAAAAUCCAAUGGUAUUCUUUGCUUAUUUGUAAAACUAUUGCAAGCUUGACACUACAUCAUGGUGCAAAUUCUCCACCAACCUGGUAAGUCUCCACCUUCAAAACUUGCUAAAUUUUAUAAGUGAGUGCAUUUGCUUAAACACACAUUCUUCUACAUUAAAAUAUAUUGUAUUUCCUCUUUUACAAUGUUUGUUUUACUGAACAAAUUGUAAACUGAGACUACUCAGGAAAUCCACUUUCUGUAUUCAAAAAUCCAAAUCUCCAAGUUUAUUUUAAAAAAUGCAAUAAAAUAGGGACUCUUGUAACUUUGUCACUGAAGCUGUACAGUCUCUGUACUCGUUUAAGCUGCUGCUGCUUUUCAGAUUUAAGACCAGAGGUAACUUGAUUUGUUAAGCAACACAGCACCAGCACUGGACAAAGUUAUAUUGCAUCUGUUAGGCACAUACAAAGCUUUUUACUAAAUUGUUUUCCUGUUAAGAGGCCAAUUUGAUAUUGAUACUGCAUUGCACAAGUGCUGUACAUUUUAUUACCCUGUGUGUGGUGCACUGAUACAUUAUGGCCUUGUGCAUCUAAUUGCCACUCUUUUUUGCUAGUGGUCAGGAAAUGUUUUAAAUAUUUCAGGGUAUCUUUUUGGUAGAUUUGUAGUUACGUUGUUUCCACUGCUCAUGUCUUCAGUAGCUUAUGUAUUGUAAAGUCUUGUUUUAUUUGGAUGUGGAAGGUAGUAAAUGUAUGUACAUACAAGUAGCUUGAAUUGAGCUAGUCAGAAUAAGGCUAAACUCCUUCAGAUGGCUCUGCAGGAGUAAAUGGACUCUGACCAAUUCUUAAGUGCACACAAACUUAACUAAGGCGAAAAACAUUUUUUGUGUUACUGACCUUUAUUUAAAAGAUGCUACUUAAACUAGCUUUCAGCAAGCAGAGAAAGAAUGCUAAAUCCUCUUUAAUUGUCUGUAAUAUUUCCAGCAAAAAAUUAAGUAUACAUACACUUAGGCAUUCGGAAUAAUUGAUCUAAGAUGACCUGACUUUAAUGUGUUGUGAUAGUUUAAAAAAAUAAAAAUAAACACAAGUAUUCCUUGUCUCUGAACUGAUCAACUGCUCUUUCAGAAACUGAAGAAAAAAUUUAAACACUUCAAAAAAAAAAAAAAAAAAAAAGGUUAAAAGGUCACUGGGGUAUUAAAAAGCUUAGUGUAUAUUGAAUUCAGGUUAUGUAUAGUAUCCUUCUAUCUUGUACUGAAUUUUAAAUAUUGCAGUCCCAUUUUUGGGAUGCAAGCUUCCCGGAAAGUUAGACACUCAAAAAUUGGAAUGAGUUAGUGCUUUCUUAUGACACAAAUCUGUGCCUGCACACAAUAUUCUGUAUUGUACCUAUAUGCUUUGUUCUUGUGCGUUUCAGCAACUGAUCUAGAGGAUUUUUUGUGCUUUAUUACACACAAAAAUGAAGCAAAUAGGACAGUUUGGGUGCAAGUAUGGGAUGAAAACAUGAUUUAAUUUUGAUAGUGUCAACUAUAAUCUUUUGAAGUUUGAAUAUCACUUGUGAGUAGCUCUAAUCACAACAAAAAUAUUGUUUUAAAGGUGUGAAACAUGAUUUUUUUUUAACUAAAUCAGUUGUUCUGUGUGCUGUCAAAAAUUGGUAAACAGUGGGGUAAACCAAAUACUGGUUGGCCAUCACAUACAUGUCUCUAUUUUUUCCUAAUGUUUGAAUGUGUGAAGUGGGACUGUUUAACUCAAUAUUACUCCCACUGCAGAGAUUUAGUGGACUUGACUUUUGCAUUGAAGUUAGGUGUCUGAACCAAUCCUCUGGUAUCUUGCUGCAUAAUAUGCAGCAAUAGAUUAAAAAUGCCUUUAUUUUUGUGUUAUUAAAAACAUGGCACAAAUACACAUGUUUAAACAUAGCUGUAUAUAUUUUUUAAAGUAAGUUACUGAAUAGGAUAUAAUAAACACAUGCUAACACUUCAGCAGUGGAUGAAGAAAUGCUUUGUGAUUUUUUUGGUGAAAGCCACAUCUUUUUAUAUAUGAAAAGAAUAGUUUCCUUUAAUGGUAUGAUGCACAACUAAAUCACCCUGCAUUAAAUGGGAUACAGCUGUGUUUUUAAAUUGCAAAAGGCCCUGGGUUUCAGCUAUUCCUUGGAUGUUUUAUGUUUACAGAACUUUUCAUGUCCUGAAAUGUCAGUUCUUGUUUUAGUUUGCAAAAAAAAAAAAAAAAAAAAAAAAGUUUAGUUUGGAUAAGACAAAAAGCAGACCCUGUGAAUAUUGUAUGGGAAAAUAAAAAUUAAUAUAUGAA